AUGUAUCGCAGCGCCGCAAGGUCAACACCCCGCGCUCUGAGCGCCGCCCGCCAGUCCGCAAUUCGCGCAGCCCCUCGACGAUUCGCCUCGACAGCAUCACCCGCCGACAAGCCCCGGACAUGGAAGAGCUCGGCGCUGAGAUGGGGCGCGGCCGUCGGAGCCAUCUACUGGUACAACACGAGCCCUGUCUUCGCUGAGGAGCCCGCCCCCCGAACGAUUCCCGCGCCGUCCCAGUUCUCCGAGUCCGACCUGACCACCGUCGACGCCAUCGUCGAAGAGAAGCGCAAGCGAGCCAUCGUCAAGGCCGACGAGACCAGGCCCGCCUCCGUCCCGGCCGCCGCCGUGGACGCCACCGACAAGAACCAUGUCGUCGACGCCGAGGGCGCGCCGGCGCCCGGCUCCCCCGAGGCGCUCGAGGCGGAGGCCGACCAGCAGGGCGCGUUCAACCCCGAGACCGGCGAGAUCAACUGGGACUGCCCGUGCCUCGGCGGCAUGGCCGACGGCCCUUGCGGCGAGGAGUUCAAGGCGGCGUUCAGCUGCUUCGUCUACUCGACGGAGGAGCCCAAGGGCAUGGACUGCAUUGAGAAGUUCCAGGGAAUGCAGACGUGCUUCCGCAAGUACCCCGAGGUCUACGGCGCCGAGCUCGCCGACGACGAGGACGCGCCCGCCCCCGAAGACGCCCAGCCCGCCCUCGACGCCAACGCCGAUGCGUCCGUCGCCCCUCCGACCCACGCGGCCGAGAAGAAGGAGGAGGUCAAGAAGGAGACCAAGGCCGAUUCCCCGGACCAGGCCCCCAGGUCGGAGGUCAAGAGCGAGAUCGAGAUCAAGAGCGAUUCCGAGAUCAAGAAGGUCGAGGUCAAGCCCGAGGCCGAGAAGAAGCAGGAGAAGAAGGCGGCGCCCAAGGCGGAGAGCGUCGACCUUACCAAGCCCAACACCGCGGCGACGGACGCCACCGCGGCGAACAACAACUAG
Molecule: messenger RNA, 972 nt
Organism: Colletotrichum karsti
Lineage: Eukaryota; Fungi; Ascomycota; Sordariomycetes; Glomerellales; Glomerellaceae
Product: mitochondrial intermembrane space protein mia40
Exons: 3
Coding region: 1-972 (323 amino acids)
Biological process (GO): protein import into mitochondrial intermembrane space
Cellular component (GO): mitochondrial intermembrane space
Molecular function (GO): protein-disulfide reductase activity
Source: RefSeq, a predicted model, not a curated record